AUGGCUACCCCUAGUGUCCUCGCUUUUGACGCUGAGGGUCGAGCCAUUGACUUUGAGGUCUGGGUCGACGACCUGCAGCUUUUCUUACAGUGCGAUAGGGCGGACGGUCUUUCUCUCUUUGACCUCACCUCUAGCGCCUCUCCUGCCCCUGCUGCUGAUGCUGACCCCACUGUUCGCUCUCAGUGGGCCACCUGCGAUGCUGCUGCACGUCUUGCUGUGCGUCGCCACCUGCCUACCACUGAGCGCGCGCACUUUAGUCAGUACAAGAGUGCUCAGACCUUGGACCACUUCCUCUCAGUCUGUCCCACCACUCUCACUGUUGACCUCCUCGAGAAGGCCCUCCUAGCAGUGGAAAAGAGCAUAGUCGCUGUAGGAGCCUCUCGGGGUGACCCUCGCACCCCCAUCUUUGAGGGGUGUUCCCCUUCCCCCCUGUUGCCCUCUGUUGCCUCUGCUGCUGUGGCCGACCUUCUUGGUCUUGAGUCGGUCGGUGCGGCGUCUGCCCCUAGCGAGAGACGCCGCUCUAACAAGGGCAAGGGGGGCAAGGACGCGGGUGGGACUGGAGGGGGCGGUGGAGGUGGCAGUGGAGGCGGCGGAGGGAGUGGGGGUGGCGGUGGGAGUGGUGGCGGAGGUGGUGGUGGUGGUGGCGGCAGCGGAGGCGGAGGCGGCGGAGGCGGUAGCGGUGGGAGCGGAGGCGGUGGCGGUGGCGGGGGUGUAGGCGGCGGUGGCGGAGGAGGUGGAGCUGGUCGGGGUGGUGCCUCGCAGCGGAGCGGCUCUGGUGGUGCUAUUUUUGAUCUUGACUUUGAUGCUAUCCCUGCUGCCAUGUAUGCUGUGACUAUUAGUGAUGAGGGUGACUGUUACCGGUGUUUCCCGCCCGACCCGAGCAUUGGUACUGCUUCGCUAGGUGCUAGUGAGGCUGCUGCUCUAGGUGCCAGCGCGUCUACGCUCUCAGGUACUGGUGAGGCUGCGCUCUCAGGUACCGCGUCGGCUUCGGCCUCCCUCACCUUCACACUUGACUCAGGGGCUUCUCGCUCCUUCUUUCGAGACCGCACCACACUCACGCCGCUUGGUCGGCCGGUUGCAGUCUCCCUGGCAGACCCCUCUAGGGGUCCUGUCCUCUCUCACUUCUCCACCGAUGCGGGGGUUCACCACUUUACUCCUGCGAGUCAGCGGGUGGCCCACUGCUCGGACGCCCGCACAGGCCGACACCUCGCCACGUUUUCACGUCGACCGGGGUCAAGCCUCUACACCCUGACCAACGAGUCUCCUCCUGUCCUUGCGUCUGGCCAGGUAGCUGCGUCAGGUCAGGUGUUUGCUGCUGCGUCCAGGUCUGGUCCUGAGUCUGCCCCCUGCUCGUGUCGCCUCCUGUCUUAUGAGACUCUCCUGUGGCACCACCGUCUUGGCCACCCCUCCCUGCCUCGUCUUCGGGGCAUGGCUUCUCGUGUCCUUGUCCCUGGUCUUCCCCAAGCCCUCCCUCCCCUUCCUUCGGGGCCUGGUCCUUCCUCUGUCCCCUGUGUCGAGGGGCGCCUCCGGGCUGCCCCUCACUCCUCUCAGUUUCCCCCGACAAAGGCUCCGCUGCAGACGCUUCACAUGGAUGUGUGGGGCCCGGCCCGCGUCCGUGGACAGGCCUACUGUCGUGCACGAGGCAUCCACCAGACCUUUACGCUUCCAGACUCUCCACAGCAAAAUGGGAUUGUUGAGCACCGCAUUGGCAUGGUCAUGGACGUCGCUCGUACGUCCAUGAUGCAUGCGGCUGCCCCCCAUUUUCUGUGGCCGUUUGCGGUUUGGUACACGGCGCAUCAAAUCAACCUUCACCCCACGGUCUCCAGACCGGAGACCUCCCCAGCUCUGCUAUGGACAGGGAAGGUCGGCGAUGCGUCUGCGUUCCGUUUCUCGGGAUCUCGGGCGUUUGUCAGCGACUUGUCUGCGGACAAGCUGUCCCCUCGUGCUGCUCCCUGUGACUUCCUUGGCUCCCCCCCUGACGCACCAGGGUGGCAGUUCUACCACCCCUCCUCUCGUCGUGUUCUGUCCUCCCAGGACGUCACGUUCGACGAGUCAGUCCCCUUCUACCGCCUCUUCCCCUACGGCACUCCUUCCCUCCCCCCGCCACCGCACUUUCUUGUGCCAGGUCCCCCCCCGGUAGACCCCCUUCCCCCUCAGGGUCCUGCCCCUUCAGGUGUGUCCCAGGUAGACGCAGUCGAGCCGGUCGAGGUUGCUGGUGACUCUGGUACUGCUGCGGGUGCUAAGCCUGGGGGUGCUGACUCUGGGGGUGCUGCGCGCGUGGGUACUGAGCCUGGGGGUGCUGAGCCUGGGGGUGCUGAGCCUGGGGGUGCUAAGUCUGAGGGUACUGUGCCUGGGGGUGCUGAGCCUGGGGGUAGUGCGAUUGGGGGUGCUGAGCCUGGGGGUGCUGAGCCUGGCGGUGUUGCGUCUGGAGCUGCUGAGCCUGGAGGUGCAGAGCCUGCGGCCGCUGGACCUCUCCUUGUGGUGUGUGGCGGAGCUGGGCUUGGAGGUUCUCCUGGUGCUUCGUCUCGGCGAGAGCCGCACUCUCCACAGGAGCUGCGCGAGUGGUUUGCUCGCCGCUGGAGGCGUACUACUGGAGCUGGAGUUUCUUCGGCCGCUGAGGGUGCUGGUGUCGCCGGUCCCGGAGUUGCUGGGCCUGCGGGUCCGCAUGGAGCUGGAGCUGCUGCGGGUGUUGGUUUUGCGACUACUACUGUCCGUCCUGGCGGUGGUCCUGCUGCGGGUGCUGCUGGAGGUCCUGCCGCUGGAGGUGCUGUUGGCGCUGGUGCUGCCGGAGGUGCUGAGGGUGCUGGUACUGUCCCUGCUGUGUCUGAAGCCGCCGCGCGGCCUCGUCCGUACUUCGUUCCGCUCCUGCAGCAGGUUCUUGGUCCUUCUCCUCCUGUAGAGUGUCCACCGCCUGUCCAAUCACAGUUACAGUUAGAGCCCGCCUCCCCACUUCCUGCUCCCUCUCCUUACACUGGUCCUACUGGAGGUCUUGCUGAGCGUCGUGAGCCUGCGUCUCGUCCCGCGUUGCCUGUUCGUACUGCUGGUGCUAGUGGUCAUGGUUCGCGUCAGCGUCCUCCUCCUGUCCCUGGCACGCACCGGAUGUCUCUCCGUCCGUCCACUGCUCCUCUGCGUGCCCCUUUGCCUUCUCCUCCUGAGUCCUCUCUUCCUGCACUUGCCGACCCAGAGUCGGACUCCCUUCGCGCUGCCAGUCCUACUGUCACGCGUCUCCUUGCUACUGUCGUCACUGACCCCUCUUUUGAGUCCAUUGCUGGGUCUGCUCUUGUUGCUGAGCUCGUCGACUUUUCUGCUCGCUGUCGUCUAGACUACGCUGCUAGUCUAGUUGCUGAGUCUGCGUCUGUCUGUCCUCCGUCCGUGGGGGGUGAGUGUGCUCUUGGCACGGACGUCCUUGAGGACAGGCAGGAGGAGUUCCAGUGUCUGGCUGCUGCUUCACCUCAUCUCGCGUUCGUACUACUUGCCCCUGAGGGAGACCCGGAUGCACUAGACAUCCCGACUCCGCGCUCUUACGCGGAGGCCAUAGAGGGUCCCUACUCCUCUCAGUGGCAUGCAACUAUGGAUGCAGAGAUGGCUUCCUGGAAGUUCACAGGCACCUACGUUGACGCGGUUCCCCCUCCUGGGGCGAACAUCGUCAGUGGCAUGUGGAUCUUCAGGGUGAAGCGGCCGCCGGGCUCUCCACCUGUCUUCAAGGCGCGGUACGUCGCUCGUGGCUUCAGUCAGCGGCAGGGAGUUGACUACUUUCAGACCUUCUCUCCCACCCUGAAGAUGACCACUCUUCGGGUGCUGCUGCACAUAGCCGCUCAGCGCGACUACGAGCUCCACUCUCUAGACUUCAGCACUGCUUUCUUGCACGGUAGCCUGCACGAGGAGAUCUGGCUGCGCCGUCCACCUGGCUUCACUGGGACUUUCCCUCCUGGCACCCAGUGGAGCCUCCAACGGCCAGUCUACGGUCUCCGCCAGGCACCGCGUGAGUGGCACGACACACUGAGGACUACGCUUGCGGCUCUUGGGUUUGCUCCAUCUACUGCUGAUCCGUCGUUGUUUUUGCGCACCGACACUUCUCUGCCGCCGUUCUACAUCCUCAUGUACGUCGACGACUUGGUCUUUGCCACAGCUGACACUGCUGGACUCGCCUACGUGAAGUCCGAGCUGCAGAAGAGACACACGUGCACUGACCUGGAUGAAUUGCGCAGCUACCUUGGCUUGCAGAUCACUCGGAACAGAGCACACCGCACCAUUACCUUGACUCAUUCACACAUGGUGCAGCAGGUCCUUCAGCGCUUCGGCUUCACGUACUCCUUGCCUCAGGCCACUCCUCUGUCUACUCGCCACUCGCUCUCAGCUCUGCCUUCGGAUGAGUCCGUAGAGUCGAGUGGCCCGUACCCAGAGCUUGUUGGCUGCCUCAUGUACGUGAUGACCUGCACACGACCUGACCUUGCAUACCCUCUUAGCAUUCUUGCACGCUAUGUUGCUCCUGGGAGACACCGACCAGAGAACAUGGCUGCAGCGAAGAGGGUGUUGCGCUACUUGUGCAGUACGUCGGGCAUGGGGCUAGUGCUUGGAGGGCGGAGUCCAGUGGUCCUCACUGGGCACGCGGACGCUUCUUGGGCUGACGACCAGGCUACUCAGCGGUCGUCACAGGGUUACACCUUCAGUAUUGGUUCCGGCUCUGUUUCGUGGCGGGCUAGUUGCUCGUCUUCUGUUCUCGGCUCCAGUUGUGAGGCUGAGAUCUACGCCGGGGCCAUGGCUGCUCAGGAGCUUCGCUGGCUCACCUACCUGCUGACUGACCUUGGAGAGCCGCCUCGUUCUCCUCCAGUGCUGUACGUAGACAACAAGGCCAUGCUGGCCUUGUGUCUAGAGCAGUGCCUGGAGCACAGAACGAAGCACAUUGCUCUCCGCUACUUUCUUGCUCGUGAGCUGCAGCAGUGUGGUCAGUUGCGACUUGCGUACGUGGCCUCUGAGGCCAACACUGCUGAUGUUUUCACCAAGGCACUUCCGCCUUGUGAUCAUCAGCGCUUCUGCACUCAGCUAGGACUUGUACCUGUCUUACCUCACUUGCUCACCUCUUGA
This is a messenger RNA of Closterium sp. NIES-65, 5085 nucleotides long. NCBI's taxonomy places the organism in Eukaryota, Viridiplantae, Streptophyta, Zygnematophyceae, Desmidiales, Closteriaceae. The record is from the annotation of a GenBank genome assembly.